AUGGUACCAGUGUCUGUCCGAAUUCCAAGAUGGCUUAUGCAUCCAAAGCUAAGGAGAUUCGUUGGUGUGGUUUCAUCCAUAGUUGGACUGCUCUGUUAUGCUCUCAGUACAUCCUUCAAUUUUCUAUUCGGAAAAUGGAACUUGGUGAAAAUCUCUAUUUACAUUGUUUUCAGUUUUAUAAUCUGCCUUGCCACUUACUUUCCCAAGGUAUGGCAACACUCGGCUUGUCUCCGGUUUCGAGCGCAUAUAGCAUUUUUAGUUCUGACUAUUACUUCUGUUUACUCAUUCUUUUUUGACAAAGCUGUGAAUGGGAAACCAGAUGCAUAUAGCAUAGUCUCUUAUGCUGCUUUUGCUAUAAUGUGCUCUAGUUUUCCAAGACAGAUCCACGGCGGAUUUGAAGUGGAUCUGCUAUAUUUCUUUCUCGGAGUUUUUAUUGUGCAACUGAUGAAGAUAAAAAUAUUGUUUGGUAUUACUGGGGUCUGUUUCGGUUAUUUUGUUAUUAUUCUUAGAUCUUCUCUAAACCUCACAUUAGAAGAUGAACAUUUUGAUCCGUGUGAUCAAAAUCAAGUUGUCGUUCAAGUUGAUUUGCAACAAGCCAAUGAUGAUUGCAGUUUUAUGAUGGCACGGUUAAGUGCUUGUAUAGAAAGGCAUCAGCGGAGAAGCUAUGGUAUCAUGGACAAAAUUUUGGAGCAAGUGAGGGAAUACGGUGAAGCCAUUGAUGUCCCUGGAAAGGUGAUUGACCACAACUUGGUGUUUGAUGCACUUGGGCCCGGAGCUAUGGAGGAUCUUCAUGAUGUUGCCAAGUCCACCAUGGCUGCUGGUUUCGAAAAGGAGUUCUCCCAUGCAUAUAGCAAUUGCAGGAGGCAAUGGUUAGAGAUGUGCAUAUUGAGAUUGUUGAAGCUUCGAGAGGAUAGAGUUAUUGACCCUCAAACAAUGCCAUCCAUGGAUUACAUUAUCAGUAGAUGGAUCAUAGCUUCUGAUGUUGCCCUAAGGAUACUAUUUCCCUCGGAAAGGCAAAUCUGCAGUCGUGUCUUCUCUGGUUUACACUCUGCAGCGGAUGCUUGCUUUGGACAAAUUUGCUCUGAAGCAACAAUUCAGCUGCUGAAAUUCGCAGAGGCCUUCGUGGCUAUUAGCCUUCCAUCAUGUCGGAUGUUCCAAACCUUCCGCGUUUUUCUUGCAUUGAACCAACUGAUUCCAGACUUCCAGACAUUGUUUUCUGAUGGCCCCAGCAUGUUCUUGGUGAAUGAAGCUGUCACAACCCGGAACAAAUUGAGAGAAGCAAUCACAGGCUCUUACAUGGAUAUGAAGAAUUUGAUUUUCCGUAGCAAGGAGGCUAAGUUAGUUCUUCCAAGUGGUGGGGUUCAUCUAAUUACCUACAAUGUAAUGACAUAUAUCCUAUUCUCACGGCAGUCGCAAAGGAAGCUUCAGCAGGCUUCGCUAGAAUACCCGAUGGAUGCCGGAACCCAAUCGAAUAAUAUUUUGUUGUUGCAGUUAUUAGAGAGAAAAUUGAGAACCAACUCCAAGAAGUACAAGGACCCUGCUUUGGGCUAUUUUUUCAUGGUGAAUAAUAGGAGUUACAUAGAAAACAAGGUAAAAGAGUGGGAGUUGGGAACCUUUUUGGGAGAUCAUUGGGGUCAAAAUAACACUGCAAAAGUGAAGCAAAACCUUGAGCUAUAUUACAGAAGUUCUUGGAACAAGUUGCUAGACUAUCUGAAUCUAGACUACUAUGGCGAGUCGCCGGCACCUGAGGUUGCCGCAGAGCCAAUGAAGAAUAAGCUGCUGUUGUUCAACAUUCAUUUCAUGGAGACAUGCGUUGCUCAAUCUACAUGGUCCGUCUUUGAUGAGCAGCUAAGGGAAGAAAUUAGGACUUCAAUAAAAAACAUGUUGCUGCCAGCAUAUGGAAACUUCAUUGGGACGAUGCGUAAAGUUCUUGGAAUGAAUGCUUAUGAGUAUAUUAAGUAUAGAAUGUUUGACAUUGAAGCUCGAAUCGACGGUUUAUUUUAUGGAAGUAUCAUGAAUCAAUGA
Messenger RNA from Arachis duranensis, 2025 nucleotides. Its product is annotated as exocyst complex component EXO70B1-like. The transcript has a single exon. The record is from RefSeq and is a predicted model, not a curated record. Bases 1 to 2025 code for a protein of 674 amino acids. Gene Ontology annotation, cellular component: exocyst. Lineage: Eukaryota; Viridiplantae; Streptophyta; Magnoliopsida; Fabales; Fabaceae. Gene Ontology annotation, molecular function: phosphatidylinositol-4,5-bisphosphate binding. Gene Ontology annotation, biological process: exocytosis.